AUGAAGUUCUUCACCCUCGCUCUCCUCUCCUCCAUCAGCACCGUCAUGGCCAUUGACUGCUUCUGCGUUUCCAAUGAUGACGAUGUCGCCGCUGGCCGGCUUCCCGUGCGCUCGUUCAGGCUCAGUGGUCGCUGCGAGGAGCUAGGAGGGAAUCCUGAUAUCGAGUCACGCACUUGCGAACUACUUCCGGAUGCUGCUGCUUUCACUGAAGCGGAUUGCAACGCCGAUUCUGGCGACAGAGUCCUUGUUCCCAACUGCUUUGCUUCUGUUCUCUAA
Fusarium subglutinans is the source of this 276-nucleotide messenger RNA. RefSeq lists its product as uncharacterized. The coding region runs from base 1 to 276 and encodes 91 amino acids. The transcript is spliced from 2 exons. NCBI's taxonomy places the organism in Eukaryota, Fungi, Ascomycota, Sordariomycetes, Hypocreales, Nectriaceae. The record is from RefSeq and is a predicted model, not a curated record.